Molecule: messenger RNA, 3569 nt
Organism: Fundulus heteroclitus (mummichog)
Lineage: Eukaryota; Metazoa; Chordata; Actinopteri; Cyprinodontiformes; Fundulidae
Gene: ccnt2a
Product: cyclin T2a
Exons: 10
Coding region: 41-2134 (697 amino acids)
Biological process (GO): positive regulation of DNA-templated transcription, elongation; regulation of transcription by RNA polymerase II
Cellular component (GO): cyclin/CDK positive transcription elongation factor complex; nucleus
Molecular function (GO): cyclin-dependent protein serine/threonine kinase activator activity
Source: RefSeq, a predicted model, not a curated record
ACAUCCGCUUUCUCGAUGCCGAAGUGAACGUUCCAGAGUAAUGGCGGCAUGCCGGGGUUCUUCGUCGAAAUGGUUUUUCACCCGGGAGCAGCUGGAAGACACUCCGUCCCGCCGAAGUGGAGUAGAAUCAGACCGGGAGCUCUCCUACCGACAACAAGCGGCGAAUCUGAUCCAGGACAUGGGUCAACGGCUUAACGUCUCUCAACUGACAAUAAACACAGCAAUCGUUUACAUGCAUAGAUUUUAUAUGCAACAUUCUUUCACCAAAUUUCAUCGAAACAUAAUAUCCCCAACCACCUUGUUUUUGGCUGCAAAAGUGGAAGAGCAACCCCGGAAGCUCGAGCAUGUAAUUAAAGUAGCACAUGCUUGCUUAAAUCCACAGGAAUCUCCUCUAGACACGAAAAGUAACGCAUACCUCCAGCAAGCUCAAGAGCUGGUGAUACUUGAAUCCAUUGUGCUGCAGACCCUGGGCUUUGAAAUUACUAUUGAUCACCCACACACUGAUGUGGUGAAAUGUACCCAGCUAGUGCGAGCAAGCAAGGAUCUGGCACAGACUUCCUAUUUCAUGGCUACCAACAGUUUGCACCUCACUACCUUCUGCCUCCAGUACAAACCCACCGUGAUCGCCUGUGUAUGCAUACAUCUGGCCUGCAAGUGGUCCAACUGGGAGAUCCCGGUUUCCACUGAUGGGAAACAUUGGUGGGAGUACGUGGACAGCACGGUGACUCUGGAGCUGCUUGAUGAGCUGACCCACGAGUUUCUGCAAAUUCUAGAGAAAACUCCAAGCAGGCUGAAGAGAAUACGGAACUGGAGGGCGACCCAAGCUGCCAAAAAGCCCAAGAGUGAAAACUCGCAGUCAACAGACAACACGUUUUCCGGGCCUUCGUUGCUUCAGGACCACGGGGACGCCGCGCUUCCUGGAGUUUCCUUGUCCAACCCGAGUUUUUCCAAAGCGUGCGCCGCGUUUUCCGUUCCCAUGCCGGGUCAUUCCAGAGGAGUCGCCAUGUCUCUGGACGCCAUGGCCGCCGCGUACAAUCCAGCUAGCCACAGCGAAUGGCCUCAGCUCAACCCGAGCCACACGGGGUACCCAUCUGCCUGCGUCAAACAGGAGCCGCUCAGCAUCCCCAUCCAUGAAUCCAUGCUGUCUCUGCAGACUUCCUCUUUGCUCCAGCACCCGUCGCCUUACAAGACUGAAAAAACAGUAGAUUUGAACCUAGUCAAGCAGGAGAAAGGAAGCGGAGGCAGCGGGGCGGGGAAACAUCACCCAACACCUCAGUCUGCUUACCCGGCCUCCGCGCAGCUUCCUCCAGCUCAGCCUCCGGUCCAGAAACUGUCUCUAGAUAAAUACAGAGAGAAACACUCUGCAGAGUAUAACGCCCAGAAGCGUAGGCAAGAGCACCACGGAGGAGUAAUGGACUCUGAUGUGAAAGGAGCUUUGACCACGUCUACCUAUGCAGCGCCCAACAUUAGCCACAUAGAGCAUAGAAAACACGCACAGCCCCACCAGGCCUCCCACAGCAGCAGCACUACAGCUUCCCCGUUGAAAAUGAAAGUCCCCUCGGCGUCGGGGCAGGACCGGCGCCACCACGGAGACAAGGGCGCGCUCAAGCUCCGCGUGCCCGUCCCCGGCUCCAGCGGCAACGCUCAGCCGGAGAAAGGCGGGCCGCCCGGCAAGGACGAGUUCAAGAUGAAGAUCAAGGUUUCGUCGUCGGAGCGGCACAGCUCGUCAGACGAAGGCAUUUCCGCCGGCAAGAGCAAACAUUCCAGCCCGCUGGUGAGCAAGGAGAAGCACCGCGGAGCAGAGCACGGCCUCCAUCGCUCCCACAAGCACAGCGGCAACGGCCGAGGGGCCGAAGGGGGUCCGGGCGCCGGCCUGCUGCGCGUUCCUUCGGGGCUGCCGGCCAUGGAGGGAGCCGCCCUCAGUCAUCCCGGGUCGGCCCCUCUGACGUCCUCGUCGCGAAAGAGGGCCUACGGCGAGGGCGGCCACAACCACCACCCCUCGUCCUCGACUUCCUGCUCCAAAGUGAACAAAAUCUCCAAGAGUGGCACUAGUGCUGCAGGUGGGCUGCGGACCUCUCAGCAGUUCCUUCCUCCUAGCGAAUCGCCACAUGAAGUGGGGGAACAGAGACACUGAGUCCGCCGCUCUGCAGCCAAUGCCACAACCUGGAACUGGCACCAAACUACCGACCACUGAGACUUUGAAGACUAUGCCGACCUCCUUGUCAAGUGCCCUAAGAAAUAACGCUUUGUGAAUAUAAACCCUUCACUGAGAGGCAGAAAACAUUUCUGCACCAAAAACAAAAACAAAAGUAUUGUUGGACUUCUCUGUUUGUGAGAGAUAAGAUGAAUAAUUAUGCUUCCUGUCAAACCGUGGGGGCUGCGACGUUCAGUCCCGUCUCUUGUUGGUGUGAAUCGCUGCUCAGUUAUCGCUUUCUCCUCCGAUGGGUCGAAGAACGCGCAAACGUAGACGCCAGAGGUGGGGAGAGAUCGGAGGGAGGCUCCCGUCUCCGCGUUGUCAGACCUCCACGUGGGAGGACAAGUAUUACAAGUUCUAUAAAAGCAUGGAAGGUGCACUUUCUUCAUUUUCAUGUUUUUUUUUGUUUUUGUUUUUUAGUAAUUUAAUUAAAUUGCGUGACUAUAUGGAAGAAGUUGACGGCCAGCAGGAGAUGAGUUUAGUUUCUGUUUGCUUGAUAUCGUUGAUGGAUGCAAUAUUUUUUUUUUUAGGUGUAAAGUUCCAUCUCUAAAAUUACUUUUACUGGUCCUGGUUUCGUUUUAUACUUCAAAACUGCAUUUGAUUUGCAUGUUUCAAUCAAAGGGAUGAGAGACGAGUGCUUACUUGCUGUUUACAAAAAAAAAAAAAAAAAAAAACGGAGAUAAAUGUACAUAAGUUUCUUUUGUAUGUUUAAAGAAGAAGCUAUACCAUGACUACUCAGGUUUGGAGCUGCUUGUAAUUGUAACACGACGGCUAUAAUACCUAUAAAAGUUUUAUUUCGCUGAUUAAUGGCUUUGGGGUCAUCGACUGACAGCAUUCCAGGAGUUGGAGACGUUCUGUUGGCGCCGUAUGGUUUUCCUAACCUUCGAUUUCCGCUGCGGCAUCUGAAAUCAGAGCAACCGUUUGAUGUUUUGAACCAAAUACCUUGACUUCAAAGUAAACCUUAAGCUGGAUGCCAAAGGUUGUGCCUCACCAUAAGGGAUACUACUAAUACUACGGUUUACAACAAGUGGCUCAAACAUUACAUAGAGUUAACAGUCCAUAUCAUCACACAUUUAGGUCAAAUUAGAUCUACUAAUCUAAAGGUACUCCGUGUCUUUGGCAUCAUUCUGUUUCUUGCAGGCGACGUCGGGCCGAGUGAGAUUGUCUUGCAUCCGGAAAUAGUUUUAACAUUUAAAACAUUACAUUCGGUAAACAUUUCUCUAGGAGUGUACCACCUUAUCCCCUGUAUGCUGUAGAGCAUCCGACCACGACGGGUUAAGGCCGGUGUUGUUUCUACGUAAUAAAGGAUUUAAAGUUGAGCAUAAAAAAAAGCAGACUUUUUUUUUUUCUUCAGAUAAAAUAUGAACCACUCAUC